Penicillium subrubescens is the source of this 2352-nucleotide messenger RNA. RefSeq names its product AFI1/MesA family protein. The transcript is spliced from 3 exons. NCBI's taxonomy places the organism in Eukaryota, Fungi, Ascomycota, Eurotiomycetes, Eurotiales, Aspergillaceae. The coding region runs from base 1 to 2352 and encodes 783 amino acids. Gene Ontology annotation, cellular component: plasma membrane. The record is from RefSeq and is a predicted model, not a curated record. Gene Ontology annotation, biological process: actin cortical patch localization.
AUGGCGUCGACACUGCCCUAUCGACCGUCGAACGACUCCCUGUCCACCUCCAACCCCAAGACUAAUGGACUUCCUCGUCUCUCUCCUGCAGCCUCCUUUAUUGGAAGGUCUCCGAGUGGCUCGCACGCCUCAUUCCGACGUACAUCUACCGAGAAUGCGGUAGGCUACAGGCCACGGCGGUGUAAGGCACAGUACCCGUUGGAUUCGCCUGAGCGCCAUGUGGAAUACAUUCUAGUAGCGUCCUUCCAUAUCGACCGGGGUCCGAUCAUGGAGCAUCAGUAUCCGGCGGCGAUCAGCGGCGACGAGAGCAUGCUUGCGGAACUGAUGCUCCCGGAUCAGACCCAUGUGCGAAGUCAGGAUUGGACCAUUUUCUUCUUGCACAAAGACACGAGCGGCGAUGAAGAGGACGAGUCAGAGGGCGGGAAGAAGAAGAAAAAGCGAAAGUCAAGAUAUCGCGCCAAUGAGGAGACUGCGGGUAUGUCUGAGGAGGAUCCAGAUGAACCCUCUGAGGGUGACAGCAGUGACGACGACGAGGGCGGGGAAGGGCCGCCCUUGAUGUAUGUGCUGAACUUGGUGAACACGAAGCAGGAUAAUACUGUCCGACGUGGUGCUGUUGUCAAGGCCAUGGCAAUCUGUACAAGGCAUUCAUUCCUUCAUAUCUACAAACCACUAUUGCUGUUAGCCCUGGAAGACUAUUUCAAAUCACCUUACCCCGAAACGCUUGCAUCUCUUUAUGACGCGGUGAAUAACAUGGACCUCUCAUUGAUGCCGAAAAUGUCCAUCUUGGAGCGGCACAUUUUGCAAUCCAGUAACACCAAGGACAUGUUCAUCGAGAAGUUCGAGCAAAUGGUUCGCCAACGAGAGGAAGAAGAGGCGGAAGAUGGGGAGUGUCCUCCAUCGCCCAAGAAGUCGGGCCGAUAUGUUCUCCCUCGGGACACGCACGAAUUUGAGUCCAAAGUGGUCUAUAACGAUAUUCCCAUCCCUGUCAAAAUUCCUACAGUCAUUUGGCCCGAGACUGUUGGUGACUUCUCUCUCGUCAAACUCAUUCAGACUUUCGCUGGGCCUCACGCUACAUCACCGCAGCCCUUCCCAAGUCACCCUCACUUGACGACAAGCGGCCCCUUCACACACCCCAUCAUUGUACUUAUCAACGCCAUCCUCACGCAGAAGCGAGUGAUUUUCCUAGGACAUAACCGGCCAUCAGGCGAGGUGGCCGAAGCUGUUCUCGCAGCUUGUGCACUUGCAUCUGGUGGAAUUCUACGCGGCUUUACUCGACACGCCUUCCCCUAUACUGAUCUGACCAAGAUCGAUGAUCUCCUCAAAGUUCCCGGUUUCAUUGCCGGUGUAACAAACCCGACUUUUGCCAAUCAUCCCGAAUGGUGGGAUGUUCUGUGCGAUCUACCGACAGGUCGUAUGAAGAUCUCAAGCCAUGUCGAGUCUGCCCCGGUAACGGAAGGGCUUCUUUUCUUCCAGCAGCAAAAUGCGUUGUUGCCGCCUCCUUCCAGCACCCAUCCUGAUCCCACGGGGGACCAUUUGUUUAUGGAUGAUAUCCUUCGUAGCAUCAGCCAGCGCCACGGUGAGAACGCUAUCCGCGCGAAAUGGCGCGCGUAUAUUGUCAAGUUCACUCGAGUCUCCGCAGCAUUCGAGGAGGCUGUAUAUGGCGCUUCCAACCUUUAUAUAAUUGGACCGGGUGAAGAGUUGUCACCCGACAGUCCGACAGGUCAUCAAACAGACCCUACAGAUCCAACAUCCCUUAGGGGUCAUGGAUACGUUUGGCCCGAUGAGGCUUCUAAACAGCGCGAGCUAACCGCCUCUGUCUCACGAAUCGAAGGGUGGCGGAAUACCCGUUCAUACUACUCGUAUAUUCAAGACAUUGCAGCGAUGUAUUAUCCGGCGCGGCCAAUCCAGCGACCUGAUAUACACCAUCACCAUGACCGGCUUCGGUCCCUCAAGCUCUCCCAUGCCGAAGCAGGUGCCAUCUACCUCGCGCUAUCUCACGCCGUCAAAGACUACGCCGGUAUCUGUCAACUGCUGACGGUUGCUCCCGAGAAUCAGGCCGGGCUCUUCUACAUCAGUAUGGGUCUUUUCCAUCCAGACCAGGUCGUGCGGGAAGCAACUGUCGAUCUACUUGACCGUAUUAUGGUACACCCAGUCGGGCGACAUUUCUGGACUCACCUUAGCCGCUUCGCCAAGCUGGGCUACUUCCGGGUGAAACGAGAGCGUGAUGCGGCCCAGAGUCCUAUCUCAGGUGCUGGUUCCCCGACAGCCACGAAUCCUGGCACCAGCUUCGGCGGCGAGCCGCAGAGCCUGGUGGGAGUUGCGCUUGGAGACAGCUUCAAGAGGAGAAGUUAA